AAAAAAAAAAAAAAGUUAGAAUAACAGAGAAAAAAAACAAAAAGAUACCCAUAUAAUGGAUUAUUUAUACCAAUUAUUUUGUAUACCGAAACCACCAACACUUGGGAUUCAUGAUCUAAAGAAAGGGAACUUUAACCAGUUUCUGGAUACAUCUAUGAGAUCAGCAGAAAGUAUUCAAAAAGAUACUGAACUACAAGCAGAUGCAACUAAAGAGAUUUCAAGAUUAAUUGCCUCUAAGAGUCAUAGUGCCUCAAAUACUUUACGUACAAUUAAUACUAUGUUUGAGAGUGCCUCUAAAGUCUGUCAUUUGGACCGUGAGCGUGCCUUGAUUGAAUGGCUUCAGGUCUGUGUGUCCACUGCUGUUAAAUUUGGGUUAUCAUCAAACUCCGUACAAGAUUUAUAUGCUUAUUAUUCGGAAAAGCCGCUUCCUGUCAAUCCGACUACUGCAGAGAGUGAUAAAAGCAAGAAUAUCAAAAAGCAACCUAAAAAGAAAGUGGCUGAAUAUGAGUAUUGUGAAGCCGAAAUCUCUUCGGAUGAGGAUGGUGGUAAUCGUUAUGAAUUCAUUGGAAGCUCAGACGAUGAUUAUGUUCCAACUGAUCAAGAUGAUCUAAUCGUUCCUUCAGGAAGGAAACCUAACACUAGAAAAUCGAAUACCGCUAGUACAGUAAUUGAAGUUCAAAAGACGACAGCUCCUAAAAAGAAGGCACAAACGAGAAAGAAAAAGAAUGAAGAUCAAUUAGUUCCUACCUCCGGUUCAAAGGUAUCUAAGGAAGCUAUCCUCCCCGUUCUAAAAGAAGGUGCAGGACCAAAGGCAGUACAGAAAUAUUUUGUAAAUCUUGAUACAAAAGAGAUUGGACUUACUUCGCCUGCUUUAUCCGUUUUAUCUAAUGGAUAUUUUGCAAGAGCUUUCUUCUUUCCAUCUAAAGAUAGUUUCAAUGCAUUCAUAUCUGUAUUAAACUCGGCAAUAAAAACAAUUGAUAUAUGUGUGUAUGCAUUUACAGAUGAUGAUGUGGCGAAUGCGUUGAUUGCUGCCAAAAAAAGAGGCGUAUCUAUUAAAAUUAUUACAGACAAUCAACAAGCAGCUGGUAAGGGUGCUGAUGCAAAGAGAUUACAAGAGGCAUAUAAUAUUCCGUACAAGACAGAUAGAUCUUCUGGGUAUAUGCAUAAUAAAUUUGCUAUCAUAGAUAGUACCACUCUUAUUAAUGGCAGUUUCAAUUGGUCGAAAGGUGCACGGUUCAAGAACAGAGAAAAUAUCCUUAUUACAAAUAUACCUAUCUGUAUCAAAGAAUUUCAAAAACAAUUUGAUGCUCUAUGGGAAGAGUUUUAAAUAUGUUUAAAUAUAAUACAGGUAUAAUAAUAGAGUCUAAACUUACAAUUAAUGCAGCUAAAAUGUUUAAUAAGCAACUAAUAAAUAUUAUAAUAUUACUUUGUAU
Messenger RNA from Cokeromyces recurvatus, 1433 nucleotides. RefSeq lists its product as uncharacterized. NCBI's taxonomy places the organism in Eukaryota, Fungi, Mucoromycota, Mucoromycetes, Mucorales, Mucoraceae. The transcript has 4 exons. The coding region runs from base 56 to 1327 and encodes 423 amino acids. Gene Ontology annotation, molecular function: RNA endonuclease activity producing 5'-phosphomonoesters, hydrolytic mechanism. The record is from RefSeq and is a predicted model, not a curated record.